This is a messenger RNA of Crotalus tigris (Tiger rattlesnake), 2425 nucleotides long. It is a transcript of the gene VPS45, whose product is annotated as vacuolar protein sorting 45 homolog. Lineage: Eukaryota; Metazoa; Chordata; Lepidosauria; Squamata; Viperidae. The record is from RefSeq and is a predicted model, not a curated record. Bases 455 to 2065 code for a protein of 536 amino acids. Gene Ontology annotation, biological process: vesicle-mediated transport; intracellular protein transport. Gene Ontology annotation, cellular component: Golgi membrane. The transcript has 17 exons.
AGGCGAAGGAGAGAGGAAACCUGAGCGACCCGGCGUUAUGUGGGAACCCGCUCUCUGCGCCGUCGGGUGGCAGCCAUUGGCGCCUCUGGCCAGGCCGUGCUUGGGCCCGCGAGGCUGUCGAGGCCCGGCAAGGGCAGGAAUCUGCCAGGGGCCUCCUCGGGAUCGCCAGGCAGGGAAGAAAGUGCAAACGAUCACACUUACGUGUUUGUACAGUGCCAGUCUGGCCAAGGAAAAGCCACUGGCAGAGAAGGGAUGAAGGAUCUGCAGUUGCUUCAAAACCUGGCUAAGAAAGGCAACCUCAGGCAGGAUAUCGUGAUUUAGCCCAAGGAAAAAUGACUGGAGAGGUUGUAUCUUAUCCCAAAUUCCUAUGCAUCAAAUGUAGAAGAGGCUCUUUCAUAGAGGAGAAUUCUAGAGAAAUUCACUUUCGCUGUUUAAAAAGACCAGCAUCGUGAGCAUGGUGUAUACGCAGUCGGAGAUUCUGCAGAAGGAGGUCUACCUCUUUGAGCGCAUCGAUUCGGCCAGCCGGGAGAGCAUGAAGCACCUGAAAGCCAUCUGCUUCCUCCGGCCCACCAAGGAAAAUGUUGGGUAUCUUAUCCAGGAGUUGCGGAGACCCAAAUACAGCUCUUAUUUUAUUUAUUUCAGCAAUGUGAUCAGUAAGAGUGACGUCAAGUCUUUGGCAGAAGCUGACGAGCAGGAAGUGGUGGCUGAAGUGCAGGAAUUCUAUGGAGAUUACAUCGCUGUGAAUCCACAUGUGUUUUCUCUCAACCUCCCCGUCUGCUGUCAGGGCCGCAACUGGGACCCAGCCCAUUUGUGCAGGACUGCUCAGGGCCUCACCGCCUUGCUUCUUUCCCUGAAGAAGUGCCCCAUGAUUCGUUACCAGCUCUCCUCUGACUUGGCUAAGAGGCUGGCUGAAGGCGUCAAGCAAGUGAUCACGAAAGAGUACGAGCUCUUUGACUUCCGUCGCACCGAGGUCCCUCCGCUGCUGCUGCUCCUGGACCGCUCAGACGACGCCAUCACUCCGCUUCUGAACCAGUGGACGUACCAAGCCAUGGUUCACGAACUGCUGGGAAUUAACAACAAUCGCAUUGAUCUCUCACGGGUCCCAGGCAUCAGCAAAGACCUCCGGGAGGUGGUCUUGUCUGCUGAGAAUGAUGAGUUUUAUGCCAGUAACAUGUACCUGAACUUUGCGGAAAUUGGCAGCAAUAUCAAGAACCUGAUGGAGGAUUUCCAGAGGAAGAAACCCAAAGAGCAGCAGAAACUAGAAUCGAUUGCAGACAUGAAGGCCUUUGUGGAGAACUAUCCCCAGUUCAAGAAGAUGUCUGGCACCGUCUCCAAGCACGUGACGGUGGUGGGGGAGCUGUCCAGGCUGGUGAGCGAGAGGAACUUGCUGGAGGUGUCUGAGGCCGAGCAGGAACUGUCCUGUCAGAAUGACCACUCCGGAGCUCUGCAGAGCAUUCGACGCCUCCUGCAGAACCCCAGGGUGACCGAGCUGGAUGCUGUCCGGCUGGUGAUGCUCUACGCCCUCCGUUACGAGCGACACGGCAGCAACAGCCUUCCAGGCCUCAUGCUGGAUCUCAAGAACCGGGGUGUUUCCGAGAGGCUUCGCAAGCUGGUGCCUGCCAUUACCGAAUACGGAGGGAAAUGGGUUCAAUCAAGUGACCUCUUCGGCCCAAAGGAUGCAAUGGCCAUUACCAAACAGUUCCUCAAAGGGCUGAAGGGGGUUGAGAAUGUGUACACGCAGCACCAACCUUUGUUGCAUGAGACUCUGGAUCAGCUCAUCAAGGGUAAACUGAAAGACAACCAGUAUCCAUAUCUGGGCCCUAGCAGCCUACGUGACAGGCCACAAGACAUUAUCGUCUUCAUCAUUGGUGGGGCAACUUAUGAGGAGGCGCUGACGGUGUACAACCUGAACCGCACCACCCCUGGUGUCCGGAUCGUGCUGGGGGGGACAACGGUGCACAACACAAGGAGUUUCCUGGAAGAAGUGUCUGCUGCUGGCUUUCGAGGACGGGGCACAGAGAGUUCGCAGGGGAUGGCCCAGGCUGCAGCCAGGCGGCUGAACUGAGGCAGCACUGCCAUUGGCUCCUUCCUAGCCAUCUCAGAUCGAAAUCUGUCCAACGUGCUGCAGAAGGCCACCUUCAGGUUUCCCUUCACGUACCAUAGCCAGCCAGCGCAGAUGGGAUGGAGGCUAUGGUUCUUCUCUCUCCCUCCCUCUCUCUCUCCCCCCCCCUUCACUCUCCUUUAGAUAAUUUUUUGAAGAGUUGCACAGGAAUGCGUAGGAGCCUUCCCAAUUGCUUCUUUAGAAGACUGCACAGUCUGCUGUUCGGGUCUCCCUUUCAGGGUCACUUCUCUGCCUGUUGUUUGCCUCCUGGGCUGAGUCCCCCAUGAACUCCAAUAAAAGGACGCUGUGCUUUUAUGGCAGAGA